Messenger RNA from Pseudopipra pipra, 592 nucleotides. It is a transcript of the gene SMIM8, whose product is annotated as small integral membrane protein 8. Lineage: Eukaryota; Metazoa; Chordata; Aves; Passeriformes; Pipridae. The transcript is spliced from 4 exons. The coding region runs from base 16 to 417 and encodes 133 amino acids. The record is from RefSeq and is a predicted model, not a curated record.
CGGGAGGGGGCGCCAAUGCGCAGGCGCAGCCCUGCCCGCCCCGCCCCGCGGGGAGGAGCCGUUGGCGGCGCGCGUUUGAACCCAGGGCAUCUUGGACCUGCCCAAUGUGUGCAAAAGAAGUAUUCAAUAUUAACUAACAUGUCUUCCACCAAACCUUCCAAUGAAAAUGAAACACCUGGAGAGAGAAAACCAGGACUGAGGAGUGUCCAGACAACUAUGCUCUUCCGAGCUGUGAACCCAGAGCUUUUCAUUAAACCUAACAAACCUGUGAUGGCAUUUGGACUGAUAACAAUUAGCCUCUGUGUGGCCUACCUUGGUUAUUUGCAUGCAACAGCAGAGAAUAAAAAAGACCUCUAUGAAGCAAUCGACAGUGAGGGGGCCAGGUACAUGAGAAGGAAAACUUCCAAGUGGGACUGAGAAUGUAAGAAAGGAAAUCAGCAAAUGAGUCACAGAACUUUUCAAGGCUGUGUUUUUUUCUCUUUCCAUUGCAUAAUGGGUAAAUGUCUCUUGCUAUCUAAUCCAGUUCAAGUUCCUUUAUAAAAUGCUGGCCCUGUACAAAUAAAUUGCAAUAAAGAUACAUGCAAACGUAAAA